AUGAUUUCUUGGAUAGGCGAAAGAGGGCAAGAAUUUUUCCGUCCUUGUGGUUUAGAUCCAUCAAUACAAGAACGUUAUGUUGGUGAUUUGGGAGGCCCAGAACCUAAAAAAUAUCCAAAUAUAUUUCCAUAUUGUAAAAAAGGAUUGUAUUGUGAAUGA
Messenger RNA from Meloidogyne enterolobii, 159 nucleotides. The record is from the annotation of a GenBank genome assembly. NCBI's taxonomy places the organism in Eukaryota, Metazoa, Nematoda, Chromadorea, Rhabditida, Meloidogynidae.